AUGCCUGCUUUCAAUAUCGUUGUUUUCGGUGGUGACCACUGUGGUCCCGAGGUCACUGCUGAGGCCAUUAAGACCCUCCGUGUGCUCGAGAAACACCGUGAUGUCUCCUUCAACCUCCAGGACCACCUGCUCGGCGGCGCCUCCAUUGAUGCCACCGGCUCCCCCCUCACCGACGAGGCUCUGAACGCCGCUAAGAACGCCGACGCCGUCCUUCUCGGUGCCAUUGGUGGCCCGAAAUGGGGCACUGGCGCUGUCCGCCCAGAGCAGGGUAUCCUCCGCCUCCGCAAAGAAAUGGGUACAUUCGGCAACCUGCGUCCCUGCAACUUCGCCGCUCCCUCGCUCGUCGAGAGCUCCCCCCUCAAAGCCGACGUCUGCCGCGGUGUCGACUUCAACAUCAUCCGUGAGCUGACAGGUGGUAUCUACUUCGGCGAGCGCAAGGAGGAUGAUGGCUCCGGUUUCGCCAUGGACACAGAGCCCUACUCCCGCCCCGAGAUCGAGCGCAUCAUCCGCCUCGCAGCAAACCUUGCUCUGCAGCACAACCCUCCCCUCCCCGUGUGGAGUCUGGACAAGGCCAAUGUCCUGGCUACUAGCCGCCUGUGGCGUAAGGUCGUUACCGAGGUUAUGGCGAACGAGUUCCCCCAAGUGCAGAUUGGCCACCAGCUGAUUGACUCUGCUGCUAUGAUCAUGGUGAAGAACCCACGUCAGUUGAACGGUAUCGUUGUUACUAGCAACUUGUUCGGUGAUAUUAUCAGUGACGAGGCGAGUGUUAUUCCUGGUUCUUUGGGUCUUCUGCCCAGUGCCAGUUUGACUGCUGUUCCUGAUGGAAAGAGCAAGGUCAACGGUAUCUACGAGCCCAUCCACGGAUCUGCUCCCGAUAUUGCCGGUAAGGGCAUUGUCAACCCCGUCGCUGCUAUUCUGUCUAUUGCUAUGAUGCUGCAGUACUCUUUCGGUAUGUUCGAUGAUGCCAAGAUCAUCGAGCAGGCCGUUAGCAAUGUGAUUGAGGCUGGUGUCCGCACUGGUGACAUUGGUGGAAAGGCUACUACCGCUGAGGUUGGUGACGCUGUUGCUGCUGAGCUCGCCAAACUCCUCCAGUAA
This is a messenger RNA of Penicillium angulare, 1095 nucleotides long. It is a transcript of the gene leu2A, whose product is annotated as 3-isopropylmalate dehydrogenase LEU2. NCBI's taxonomy places the organism in Eukaryota, Fungi, Ascomycota, Eurotiomycetes, Eurotiales, Aspergillaceae. Bases 1 to 1095 code for a protein of 364 amino acids. Gene Ontology annotation, biological process: L-leucine biosynthetic process. Gene Ontology annotation, molecular function: NAD binding; 3-isopropylmalate dehydrogenase activity; magnesium ion binding. The record is from RefSeq and is a predicted model, not a curated record. The transcript has 6 exons. Gene Ontology annotation, cellular component: cytosol.